This is a messenger RNA of Salpingoeca rosetta, 1964 nucleotides long. Its product is annotated as cobalamin biosynthesis CbiX protein. Gene Ontology annotation, molecular function: lyase activity. Lineage: Eukaryota; Choanoflagellata; Craspedida; Salpingoecidae. Bases 50 to 1408 code for a protein of 452 amino acids. The record is from RefSeq and is a predicted model, not a curated record. The transcript has a single exon.
CAUCAACGCUGGGUCCUUCCUCACUCUUGCUUGACAGAGCAGAGAGGCGAUGGUGGUGUUGGCUGUGCUGGGUUUGGUGCGGGUUGUGCUUGCAGCAGCUGCAGCUCUCACAGGACACGCCCAUGAACACGAAGGCAGCAGUAACAGCAACAGCACUAGCAGCAACAGCAACAGCAACAGUAGCAGCAACAGCACGAGCAGCAACAACAGCAACAGUAGCAACAACACUAGCAGCAACAACAGUAGCAACAACAGCAACAACAGUAACAGCAACAGCAGGAAUAGUCGCAGUAGUGGAAGUGAGUUGGCACGAGCAGCUACAGAGCAAGCCCGAAGCCCAACUGCGACAGCGGACGCGACAUGCACGACCGGAGAACCACAGACACUUGAAGAAGGCGGUGGCGACCCGGGUGCAUCGCUGUUACCAACCGUGCGCGUGUCAAGCGCAGACAGGCCCAUCUGCUUGUUGAUGGACAUUGGUUCGUUGCGGGCAGGGUCUGUGUUGAGUAUGCGCAGAAUUGCAGACGCGUUGACACUGAAGCUCGUUUCAGGUCAUCCUCCACAGCACAGAGACAGCCUCCAGCACACUGGGGCAAGCUUGGUCGUGCCCACGAGCAUCGGCUUUUCCAAUCGCAUUGGCGUGCGCGAGUUGAACGGGCAGCCAGCGGAGACAACAGUACAGGCGCUGGAGCGCUUUGUUCGCGCGGGGCACCGGCACUUUGUUGUGCUGCCGCUGUUUCUUGGACCCAGCACAGCCAUCACCAAGUGCACGCGUGCACUGCGCGCAGCUGCAGGCAAGCUGACAUCGGAUCAUGUCUCCAUCAAAGUGGCACCACACCUUGUGUCACCGUCAGACCCCAGAAUAGCGCAGGCCAUCGCCACAAACGUGCACGUGGUUCUUGACGACGCUGGCGUAUGGACACCCGCCACAGGCAGCACAGACAGCAAGGCGUCCGUUGCAGAGGCGGGUGCGCCGGGAUCCGUAACACGCAGCACCACAAACCGCAUCCACGUUGUGGUCGUGGACCAUGGCACGCCAACGCGCGCCGUCAAUGACGUGCGCAACCUGCUUGCUGCACAAGUUCGGCGGGAACUUGGAUCGAACGUGGUGAUUGUUCAGGCGGCAUCCAUGGAGCGCCGACGCGGCCAGGAGUACGACUUCAACGACCCGUUGCUGGAGGACGUGCUGGACACAUUGCCAUGGCAGCCCGGUGACGUCGUUGUUGUUGCGUUGGCCUUCAUCUCGCCCGGGCGGCACGCCGGGCCACAGGGUGACAUUACCCGCACUGUGGAAGGACUGCGGGCUGCGUAUCCAGCACUCACGCUGCUGGUCACAGACGUGCUUGGGCAGCGGCAACAGCUCUCAAACACCCUCAUCGACAGGUUUCACGCAGCAGCGGCGGUCUGACGUUGUGACGGAUGGCAUGCAUCUUGACGUAUGUACUGUAACUUGUUGUGUCAAAAUACACCAAACCACACCACGCAUCAGCACACACGGCACAUCACCACCUGUCCUUGAACAACACGCCAGCACACAUGCACACCCUUUACCCCCCCCAAACACACACACACUCAAACAGACAAAAAGCGUCCACAGUGCAAAAGCACAAGAACAUGCUUGCUUCUUGCAGGCACACACACACACACACACCCACACACCCACACACACACCAAAGAGAGUGUGAUAUCACUUGGGCGCCCUCUUUGCCCUCUUUGCAUUCUUUGCCUUUGCCGUCUGCUUUGGCUUCUUGCGUCCGCCUGCUGUUGGGUCGACGGGUUUGUUCUUCUUCGCUUCUGCGCGCUCCUUUGCACUCCGCUUGAGCGCCUUCACCUUCCGCAGCUGCAACGACCCCAUGUCCUGCACACGUGCAAAGAGCAGAGGUGUGUGUGUGUCGUGUGUGGUGUGUCGUGUGUGGUGAGAAGAAGGGGUGUGAGAACAUGAUUUAUAAUACACAGAUUUGAAU